CGCGCGCGCGUGUCUGUGCGGGCGCGCGCGCGCUCUCUCCCCCGCAGGAAGAGGCGCUUUACUGUCACUGGGUUAUAGUUGAAUGCGGAGCUCAACGCGUUUGUGUGGUUUCAUGGUCACACCUGAUGCCAGUUCGUUCGGAGAUGAGAAAUGUUUUGUGCGAAAACGGCCGUUCCGAUGCUCUAACAAUUUUAAUCCGAACGUCGCUUUAACACCGUAUCUCAUAUGGCAAAUCGCGACAAGAAUAAAAAGACUCUUCUGGACCUGGUGAAGCUGCCGGAGAACAGUAGCUGUGCUGACUGUGGAACUGCAGACCCAGACUGGGCUUCAUAUACUCUUGGCAUAUUCGUUUGUCUGAACUGCUCUGGAACACAUCGGAAUUUAUCAAGUAUUAGCCGGAUAAAAUCCAUCCGCUUAGACUUCUGGGAUGAUGAGCUUGUGCAGUUCAUGAAAGCCAAUGGAAACCAAGCUGCCAAAGAUGUGUACGAGAAAUUUGUCCCUGUCUUCUAUUAUCAGCCACAGCAUGAUGAUUGUGACGUACUAAGGGAGCAGUGGAUCAGAGCUAAGUAUGAAAGACAAGAGUUUACUGAACAAAAUAAACUCAGAUCCUACUCAUCAGGCAUAUAUGAAGGAUUGCUGUGGAAGAAGGGGAAGGACAAUGGACAGUUUCUCAAGAGGAAGUUUGUUUUAUCAGAACAAGACUUCACCCUAAAAUAUUACAAGGAGGAUGAAUCCAAAGGGCCAAAGGCUGUUAUCUCUGUCCAAAGUUUAAAUGCAACUUUUCAGCCUCGGAAGAUUGGGCAUGCUCAUGGCCUUCAGAUCACUUAUUCAGUGGAUGACCAUACCCGAAACCUCUUUGUUUAUCAUGAAAGUGGCCAGGAAAUUGUGAAUUGGUUCAAUGCUAUAAGGGCUACACGUUUCGUCUACCUAAAGACAGCAUUUCCUACAGCCAGUAAUAUUGAGCUGUUGCCAUGGACUACAAGGAACUACCUUAAAGAGGGUUACAUGGAAAAAACUGGACCUUCGCAACGAGAGCCAUUCAAGAAGAGAUGGUUCAUCUUGGAUGCUCUGGACAGAAAACUACUCUAUUUUAAAACUGAGCUGGAUGCUGUUGAGCUUGGGGUCAUUUUCAUUGGAACAGAGAAUCAUGGGUACUCAGUGAGUGAGUGUUUGCCUAAGGGGACCAGAGGAAAUAAAUGGAAGUGCGGGAUGGCAGUGGAGACACCAGACCGGCAGUUUGUUUUCAUGUGUGAGCAGGAGCGAGAGCGAAAGGAGUGGGUAGAGGCCCUGAGACAUGUCAUCGCGAAGCCAAUGCUUCCUCAAGAUUAUACCAAGGCCAAUAUCCGCAGACGAAAAUGAUCCUGGAACAUCAAAAAGGACAGCGGUGUAUUUUGGACUGGAUUGUAGCACAAUGAAAUGUGUAACCUGAACCUUCCAAACUAUUUAGGGUCUUGUCUAAAACCAUAACCUUUAAAUUGUUAGAACAAAGCAACCGUUCUUGGAUGUAAACGAAAACACCUGAUCACCUGAUGUAGUCUGUCUGGUUCCAAGUAAACUCUAGCAUGGCUUGAUUGCAGCAAGAAAGUCACACCAACCUGAAUAGACCCAACUACAGGAAGCAAACUAGGAAGUAUGUUUUAAAUGGCGGGUUGCAUGAAUGUAGGUGCGAGCUGCCAAACUGACCUGCAGGACAUAACAACAGAGCUGAAUGAAAUGAAAAGAAAAAAUAAAUUGUAGGUGCUUACUUAAAAUGUUCGAAACUGGUCUUUCUACAAUUAUUUAGUAAUUUAUUGCUCUCUAUAAUCAUCCAAUCUUUGACCUUUAUGCAAUGGACAAUAAUUAAUUUGCCUUUUUCUUCUGUUUCUGUGAAAGUGUUUUACAAGGAGAUUUUCAGAUGUACACUCACCUCAGUUAACUGUUGCUGUUGUUGCUUUUGCUUUUGCUUUGUGGGUUAUUUCAUUUCAUUCACUGUGAAAACCAAACAGCAACAAAACAUAAAAGUAUCAGUUCCACUCACUUGGACUCAGGAAAUAGAAAAAAGGGUAAAUUUAACUGGGCAAUGGGAAAUAAGGUGUCCUGAAAGUCCACUGUAUUUUGUAUGAGUGUUUUACUGGGUUUUUUUUUUAUGUUUACUCCAUAAUUUCAGGUUUUUUAAACAUAUUUUUACAUUUUGAAUAAGCGUAGUUAUACAUUUCUGCUUUUGUAUAGUUUGAGAACUUAAUUUAACCCAUAUUGUAACAUGCAUGUUUGGGCUUGAUGGUUAACUAUCAUUUACUUCUAUGCAUGGCACACAACAGAAAUCCAACUGCCAUUCAGUUCACUCUUGACUUUUUUGGGAAUCAAAGUCACGUCCACACUGACAGGUUAAGAUAAAUUCAGAUUUGAAAGGUCGUUUUCUAAAAGUUUGAUAGAAGUUUGUGGCUUUUUUCUUGCUAUUGAAACACAAUUGAUUUUUUAUUUUUUAUAAAUUACGUUUUUUAAUGCACAGUGAAGUUGAUUGAGUAUGUAUAUAAAUGUGUUUUGGAUUUUGUUUUUUUAAAUAAAUCAGUAAUAACUAAAAAAUAAUAAUAUAAAAUAAA
Messenger RNA from Silurus meridionalis, 2579 nucleotides. It is a transcript of the gene adap2, whose product is annotated as ArfGAP with dual PH domains 2. The coding region runs from base 226 to 1359 and encodes 377 amino acids. The transcript is spliced from 11 exons. Lineage: Eukaryota; Metazoa; Chordata; Actinopteri; Siluriformes; Siluridae. The record is from RefSeq and is a predicted model, not a curated record. Gene Ontology annotation, cellular component: plasma membrane; intracellular membrane-bounded organelle. Gene Ontology annotation, molecular function: GTPase activator activity; phosphatidylinositol bisphosphate binding. Gene Ontology annotation, biological process: positive regulation of GTPase activity.